Chara braunii is the source of this 939-nucleotide messenger RNA. The record is from the annotation of a GenBank genome assembly. Lineage: Eukaryota; Viridiplantae; Streptophyta; Charophyceae; Charales; Characeae.
GCAUUUUGAGUGGGUGGUCAUGCCUUUUGGUCUCACCAACGCCCCGACAACCUUUCAAGCGGCAAUGACCAACGAGUUUCGUGCAAUGUUGGACCGGUUCGUGCUGGUCUACUUAGAUGAUAUUCUCGUCUAUAGCCGGUCAUUGGAGGAUCAUCUUGAGCACCUUCGACGAGUGUUGGAGACGCUCCGCCGCGCCAAGUACAAGGCCAACCGCGACAAGUGCGAAUUUGUCCGGCAAGAGCUGGAAUACUUAGGCCAUUUUGUCACACCGGAGGGCAUCACUCCGCUAUCGGACAAGAUUCAAGCCAUUCAAAAGUGGUCGGAGCCACGGAACGUCACGGAUGUCCGUCCGUUCCUUGGUCUCGUCGGCUACUACCAGCGUUUUAUCAAGGGCUACUCCAAGAUCGCGGCCCACUUGACCAAGCUUCAAUGCGAGGAUCGACCGUUUGACUUCGGAGAGGAGGCGCGGGAAUCAUUUUUGGCUCUCAAAGUCGCGCUAUUAUCUGUGGAGGUCUUGCGCAUAUACGACCCGCUUUUGCCUACGCGCGUCACUACGAAUGCGUCCGGCUAUGGCAUUGGUGCAGUCCUCGAGGAACACGAUGCCGUGUAUUGGCACCCAGUCAUGUAUUUCAGCAAGAAAGUGCCCGUCGUGCACUCCAUUGACGAUGCACGCAAGAAGGAGCUCCUCGCCUUCGUCCACGUGCUCAAGCGGUGGCGGCACUUCCUCCUUCGUCGAAGCCAAUUCCGAUGGGUUACAGACAACAAUCCAUUGGUCUUUUACAAGACCCAAGACACUGUCAACAACACCAUCGCUCGAUGGAAGGCUUUCAUCGAUCAGUUCGACUUCUUUCCCGAUCACAUCUCGGGGUAGUCGAACCGUUUUGCGGAUGCUCUCUCACGGCGUCCGGAUCAUUGUACCGUCGUCUACUCAACCUUCGA